UUUCGCGUGUGUCCAUUUUUUCUAUUUUCUGCUAACGAACGAACAAACGAAAGGCCCUCUCGCCAACACAAACAAACAAACAUAAACACGCACACAACUCCCAGCCAGCCAGCCAACCAGCGACCGCAUUUGUCAUUCUUUCCGCAACAACCAACCACCAAAGCGAAAGCGAGCCCAACAAGCAAGUGCAGAAAGUGUCUGCAACAACCCCCAACACCAACACUAACACCAACACCAAACCAACCCGGCCCAAACCACGCCACACAUAUCUCUGCAGCCUCGGUCCACGCCAUUCAUUCACAUCACAUCAUCAUCGCUGCCUGACCAAAAAGUGACUUGGCUGAGUCCCCAAGCUAACACGUCAUUUUUUUUUUUUCAUUCGUCUCUCUCCAGCCAGCCAAAUCCCCGGCACCUGCAGACCUAGCCGCACCCGCAGCACACACAAACACAGAGCGAACCAAACAAACACAAACCACCAGCGAGCGAGCAAGCCGCCCUUACGUACAUACACACAUACACACAUACACACAUACAUACAUCCAUCUUCCUUCCUUGGUUCAGCACCAGCAACACCAGCAGCAUGGCUGAUCAGCAGAAGAACAACACGGAGCCGCCAAAGUGCGCCGGUGGCUGCGGCUUCUUCGGCAACCCUGCGUCUGAGAACUUUUGCAGCAAGUGCUACCGCGACCGUUACGGGCCAGACGCCUUUUUGGGCAAGCCCCUCACAUCCCCGUCAGCAACCACACUUCCAUCCUCGUCGUCCGCCUCCGCACCCACAGCAACCGCCUCCAGCGCGAGUCGAAGCAACAUAGACAUGGGUAUGAUGGACACGUCAUCAUCAACUUCGUCCAUGUCACCCUUGGCGCCACAGCCACACGCGCCCGCACAGCCCGCCACGCAAGACGAGCAACACGCUGCCGCAGAAAAGGCGUCAGACUCUGUCACAGCGACACCAAGCAAGAAGUCCAAGAAGAAGAAGAAGAACCGCUGCCACGUCUGCAACACCAAGCUCGGCAUGCUCGGGUUUGAGUGCAAGUGCGACGGCAUGUUCUGCAGCAAGCACCGCUUGCCAGAUGAUCACGAGUGCACCUUUGACUUCAAGUCGUUUGACAGGAACAAGAUUGCCCAGGCAAACCAGGCUGUCACCCCAGAGAAGCUCAACCGCCUGUAAAGGCUGGCUGUGAAGCGAUGUGUUGGUGGUGAUCAUGGGUGGUGGCGGUACCCGUGGUGGUGGUGGUGGUUCCUCACAACCACCACUUCUUCAAGACCACCGCUUUGUUGCUCCCACCACAUCCUCCUUCCCCCCACCUCCUCCUUUUCUCCUUCCUUCCUCUUCCUUCUUUCUUUCUUCCUUCCUUCUCUCGGCGUUUCCACGCAACAGGACUCGCUCGUUGUCUGGUUGACAAGCGCGAGAGAACUUAGGCAUGCAGGGAAAGACUGAACGGAUGGCUGUGAGCGAGUGAGUGAGUUUUGACUUUGCGGGUAUAUGUGACGAGCGCUCUGCUGACCCCAAACAAGCAAGAAGUGUGUUGCCUUCUGUUGCCUUCCUUUCUGGUUUCCUGUUUUUUUUUGUUUGUUUGUUCGUUUUGAUGAUGAUGAUGAUGAUGAUGUAUUGGUUGUGUCUGUGCAUCUGUGCACUCCACCAUGCAAGUGUGCAGACCACAACACAAAAACCAAGAAGCAAUUAAACGACGCAAUUCCAA
Salpingoeca rosetta is the source of this 1703-nucleotide messenger RNA. RefSeq lists its product as uncharacterized. The record is from RefSeq and is a predicted model, not a curated record. The coding region runs from base 581 to 1171 and encodes 196 amino acids. The transcript has 3 exons. Lineage: Eukaryota; Choanoflagellata; Craspedida; Salpingoecidae. Gene Ontology annotation, molecular function: zinc ion binding; DNA binding.